AUGUCUUCCCCCAGCAAGCGGAGAGAGAUGGACUUGAUGAAACUGAUGAUGAGUGAUUACAAGGUGGAGAUGAUUAAUGAUGGAAUGCAAGAAUUUUAUGUGCAAUUCCAUGGACCCAAUGACAGUCCUUAUCAUGGUGGUGUGUGGAAAGUGAGAGUUGAAUUGCCUGAUGCUUAUCCUUAUAAAUCUCCUUCCAUUGGCUUUGUCAACAAGAUCUAUCACCCAAAUGUUGAUGAGAUGUCAGGAUCAGUUUGUCUGGAUGUUAUCAAUCAAACCUGGAGUCCCAUGUUUGAUCUUGUUAAUGUGUUUGAGGUGUUUCUUCCACAACUUCUGCUGUAUCCAAAUCCAUCAGACCCCUUGAAUGGAGAAGCUGCAGCUUUAAUGAUGCGAGACCGAUCUGCUUAUGAGAUCAGGGUUAAAGAGUACUGUGAGAAGUAUGCUAAACCUGAAGACAUAGGGGAAGUCACAGAAGAGAAAUCCAGUGAUGAGGAGAUGAGUGAAGAUGAUUAUGAUUCUAAUGAUGAACAGGUUGUUGGUAAAGCAGACCCCUAG
Molecule: messenger RNA, 552 nt
Organism: Sphenostylis stenocarpa
Lineage: Eukaryota; Viridiplantae; Streptophyta; Magnoliopsida; Fabales; Fabaceae
Source: the annotation of a GenBank genome assembly